UCCUUGCCAGCUCCGAGUCAUACGCAGCGAGUUCAGACCGGCUCCUCCGAGGUAUUUCCCCGUCGAUAUCCUGAAAUCACCCGAUUAACCUUCAUCAUGAAGCUCCUUCUGGUUCUACUGGCAGCGACAGUUGCCCUAGCGAGCAGCGCAGCAGUGAAGAAGAGUGAUGUUUCCAGCGUGUACCAGUUCGGCAAGUUCAUUUCGUGCUAUGGGGGUGCGGGUUUUUUCGAUGGGUUGGACUACAACGGCUAUGGUUGUUACUGCGGCUACGGAGGCAAAGGAACACCGUUGGAUGACACCGACAGAUGCUGUCAAGUACACGAUAACUGUUACGGCAAAGCUACCGCGGAGGCCGACUGCGGUUCUUGGGACCCCUACGUCAUAAUUUACGACUAUGAACAAACCACUGAUGCGUCUGGAAACUGUGUCAUCAAAUGCAAGAAAGCGGCCGACUAUUCUUGGUAUUCUACCAAUCCCGAAUGCAGAGAGUUCAUGUGCGAAUGUGACCGCGCGGGGGCGCAGUGCUUCGCUGAAAAGCGCCCAACGUACAACCAAGCUUACGAGUCAUAUGACAAAGAUAGCUGCUAAAUGGGUACGGCACAUAUUUCCGACACAGUCGACUAGACGUGGUCUAAACAUAACGCAGUUGGAGAUAUCUUCUUAAGUGGCUUGAUCCAAAUUGGUAAUUCAAUCUUUAUUAACAAGAAACAAAUUGUUCUAGAAAGUUUUGCAGACAGCACGCCUGAAUAAAUUAUCCCCUAUAUUGCUGAUCCCGAUAAAAUACUGAUUUUUAUAAAAUGAUCACCAAAAAAGUCUUAGUUAACACAACAUUUGCAUCUUAAUUUUCUUUAAAGGCAAAGCUCGCAUCUAUUAAGCACAUAUUUUCAUGAUACGGUAUGAAAACUAGCCUCGACUAGCAUGAUAAUGUUGUAUUUGCAGCACAUGUACACAGAUUGCUGCCACAUCAAUAAUCCUUCAUUUGGAGAAGAUAUUAAUCGAAACAAAAGUAAGGUUCUUCUACAUUGAUGCUCAUGCUUUUUUUGUGAAUUGUACCAAAUAAA
Patiria miniata (bat star) is the source of this 1061-nucleotide messenger RNA. RefSeq names its product phospholipase A2 AP-PLA2-I-like. The coding region runs from base 97 to 588 and encodes 163 amino acids. Gene Ontology annotation, biological process: arachidonate secretion; lipid catabolic process; phospholipid metabolic process. The transcript has 4 exons. Gene Ontology annotation, molecular function: calcium ion binding; phospholipid binding. The record is from RefSeq and is a predicted model, not a curated record. NCBI's taxonomy places the organism in Eukaryota, Metazoa, Echinodermata, Asteroidea, Valvatida, Asterinidae.